This is a messenger RNA of Anoplopoma fimbria (sablefish), 1585 nucleotides long. RefSeq names its product ras-related protein Rab-15-like. Gene Ontology annotation, molecular function: GTP binding; GTPase activity. Lineage: Eukaryota; Metazoa; Chordata; Actinopteri; Perciformes; Anoplopomatidae. Bases 61 to 702 code for a protein of 213 amino acids. The transcript has 7 exons. The record is from RefSeq and is a predicted model, not a curated record.
GCAGCAGCAGUGUUCCUCCAUGGAAGAGGCAUGCUUUCCUCUAUACUUUAGAUUUGUGUCAUGGCUAAACAGUACGACGUUUUGUUCAGGCUGCUGAUGCUCGGAGACUCGGGGGUCGGGAAGACGUGCAUGCUGCGCAGGUUCACGGAAAGUGACUUCGAUCCUACACAUAUUUCCACCAUCGGAGUUGAUUUUAAAAUGAGAACACUAGAACUAGAUGGCAUCAAGGUGCGAGUACAGAUAUGGGACACGGCAGGUCAGGAACGUUAUCAGACCAUCACCAAACAGUACUACAGGCGUGCACAGGGUAUCAUCUUUGUAUACGACGUCACAUGCGAAUCGUCCUUUCAGCACCUAAUGAAGUGGGCCAGUGAUGUGGACGAAAAUGCCCCAGACAAGGUGCAGAGGAUCUUGGUAGGAAACAAGUCUGAUGAGGAGCUCAGGAGGCAGGUGACGAAGGACCAAGGAAGCAAGCUAGCAGAAACCUAUGGGAUGGAGUUCUUUGAAACCAGUGCUUCCACCAGCACAAACAUUACAGAGGCCUUCACUCGCGUGACAGAACUGGUGCUGCAGGCUCACAAGAGAGACGUAGAUAACUUGUUGGGCUCUCUGGAUGAUUAUCUGGAGAAGGCCGAUUUAGAAGAAGAGAAAGGCAUCGAAAACACCGACGACAAUAACACUCCGAAGACCUGCGCCUGUUAGAAGGAGGGGCAAUCACAGUACUAUGACUCAUGCUUUAACUUAAGACAUAUUUUCCCCACUUUGACUUGACUCAGCCCUCUUCCGCCUUCUUCGUAGAUACUGUGACCUGUUGGCCAGAAGGGUGCUCAAUUGGUUUCACUUUUAGUAAGUAGGUGAAAUGGUAAAUGCAGUUAGCAGCAGCGACCAGCAGAGGGCUGUUUCUGCUGAUCAUGAUCACUGGACCCUGUAUCCAGUGAAGAGUAUGUCUACAGUGUAUUUGCUCCAUCAAAACUAACAAUGCACAUGCUCUCUUUAUGUUCCCUUGUGAAAUGCACAAUACAUGUACAAAUUGAUUGGUGACAUGUGGAUCCAUAUCCAAGAAAUCAGUUUGUUAAGUUGCUGGUCCGUGAUGAUCUUGUAACUGCUGUCUAGCAGACAUACGCAGGCUGUUUUUAACAGUUUAUCCUUUCACACAUGAUUCCUCUUUGCCAGUUGGAGCUGAAUUUUUUUUGUCAAGCACUAUUUGUCAUGGUUUGUUUUAUGAAAUGCUACUGGCAUUUGCUUUUGAGUUGUUAUAUACAACAAGGUAGCCAGAGGGCAGAGUUGAAUUAUUUAAACCUCAAAAUGCGAACCAAGCAGGGGUGGGUUCUUUUACACAAUGGGCUUAUUUCCUCAAGGGAGACAGUGUUGUGCCAUGUUCAGUGACCUUUUCUGAAUGCAGUGCAUGUUUGUUUACCAUCCUGAAUAUAUAUGUAUAUGUAAGUUUGUGUUAUGAAUGUGACUUUCAUUGCCUACUGUAUGUUACACAUUUAAGCAGUGUUACAACUGCUUCAAAUAAUGUUUGUCAGGGUUUGCUGAGGUGCCACAAAUAUGUAUUUUUAACAUUAUGUAUAAAACUCAAGGA